AUGUCUUUGAUCCCACGGACUACCAAUGAGCUAGUCUCUGAGGAUGCCUUCAAAGCUGUCCUUUGGGUGACUGUCGGUCUUUGCAUUGUGACGGGAAGCCUUCGCUUUGGCAUCAGGUUGACCUGUUUCCGAUAUCUAUUCGUUGAAGACUACCUGAUGCUCGCCGGCCUAGCCAUCCUUGUCUCUCUCGCCGCAGUCCUACAGCACUACCUCGCUGAUAUAUACCUCAUCACUCACGUACAGAACCAACUCGUGGUCCCCGGCCCAGACUUCCCGAUCCGCCUUGCUUCUGGGUUGCGAGGUGAUGGUAUCGCACUGGUCCUGAACACUAUCGGGAUCUGGACCAUCAAGCUCAGUUUCCUCUUGUUCUUCAAGAGGCUGGGCCAUCAGAUAAGGCCAUACAUGACCUUCUGGUGGAUAGCUUUCGCGCUGGUUGUGUGUUGUGGGGUCAUACACAUAGGGUUGAUUCCCUUUGACUGCAUAUUCGCAAGCACGACCCAUCUCACUGGCCAAUGCGCACUACGGUCAAGCGUGAGCCACAUAUACAACAAAUACAUAGGGUCUGUUAUUAUUGACGUUUGUACCGAUACGAUCAUUAUCUGCUUCCCGGUCUUCAUUAUAUGGAGAACCAAGAUCAGCCUGCGCCAGAAACUCGUCCUGACGGGCAUAUUUCUACUCGUUGGCUUUACUAUCGGUGUGACUAUCAUUCGCGGUAGCAUUUUUGGCGGCGUUUACAGGGCUGUUGAAGAUGUCGACAGCGUAGUGAUAGACACAUCAUGGGUAUUGUUUUGGCUCCUCAUGGAGUACAUUGUGUCUUUCAUCAUCGCCUGCAUCAUUUCGUUCCGCUCUCUCUGGGUCAACAGUAUGGAGAAAGCAAGAGACCAGAAGAUCGAACUGCAGAAGCGACGGCGUAUCGUCAAAGGCCUACAGAGCCCUACACCUACUGGUAGGGGACUGCACGCCAGAUGGCGCGAGUUCCACGACAGUGUGCUGGAUACGCUGGGGGACUUGGAGGGCACCACCCUCGACCGGAAUGACUUGCUACUCCAGUUUCAGCCUCCUUCGGGAAGGAUGACCGUCGACUUUUCACAGUGGGAUGAUACUACCCAUGGCGGCUCUAGGGAUCACUCUACGAUCUGA
Anthostomella pinea is the source of this 1140-nucleotide messenger RNA. Lineage: Eukaryota; Fungi; Ascomycota; Sordariomycetes; Xylariales; Xylariaceae. The record is from the annotation of a GenBank genome assembly.